Molecule: messenger RNA, 1815 nt
Organism: Pseudomassariella vexata
Lineage: Eukaryota; Fungi; Ascomycota; Sordariomycetes; Amphisphaeriales; Pseudomassariaceae
Product: inner membrane protein yicO
Exons: 3
Coding region: 1-1815 (604 amino acids)
Biological process (GO): transmembrane transport
Cellular component (GO): plasma membrane
Molecular function (GO): purine nucleobase transmembrane transporter activity
Source: RefSeq, a predicted model, not a curated record
AUGGGUUUCGUUCACAACACCAAUGCGAAAAUCGCCACCAGUCCGAUUGGACGAUGGUUUCGACUCGAUGGCUCUGGUCACCACAAGGAACGGAAGGGAUCGUACUUCUUCACCGAGUUGCGAGCCGGCCUGGCCACUUUCUUCGCCAUGGCUUACAUCAUUGCUGUCAACGCCUCCAUUAUCGCCGACACGGGUGGCACAUGUGUCUGCAAUGGCGGGGCCAGCGAUCCCAUUUGCAAUGACAACACGGAAUACAACCUCUGUGUAGCUGAGGUCCGACGUGAUAUGGUGACGGCCACUGCCGCCAUCUCGGCCCUGGCUUCAUUCUGCAUGGGUCUGUUUGCCAAUUUGCCGCUCGGUCUCGCUCCCGGCAUGGGAGUAAACGCCUACUUCGCCUACACCGUCGUCGGAUUCCACGGAAGUGGCCAAAUACCCUAUUCCGUCGCCUUAACGGCCAUCUUCGUCGAAGGCUGGAUCUUCUUCGCGCUCGCCAUCUUCGGCAUGCGCCAAUGGCUCGCCCGCGCCAUCCCCCGCUCCAUCAAGCUCGCCACCGGGGUCGGCAUUGGUCUCUUUCUGACCCUCAUCGGCCUCACCUACAGCGAGGGUAUCGGCCUGAUCCUAGGCUCUACCUCUACCCCCACCGAACUGGCCGGCUGCCACCCUUCUUCGUACGAAAAUUCCGAGAACGGCCUCUGCCCGAACAGCGACAAGAUGCGCAACCCGACGAUGUGGAUCGGCAUCUUCUGCGGGGGCAUCAUGACCACGAUCCUGAUGAUGUACCGCGUCAAGGGGGCCAUCAUCAUGGGUAUUCUGCUCGUGAGCAUCAUCUCCUGGCCGCGCACCACGAGCGUCACCUACUUCCCUUACACUGCCGAGGGCGACGACGCCUUCGACUUCUUCCGCCGCGUCGUCGACUUCCACCAGAUGACCAAGGUCCUCAACGUGCUGAAGUGGGACGUCUCCGCGUACGGGGGCCAAUUUGGUCUCGCGCUUAUCACGUUUCUCUAUGUGGAUAUUCUUGAUUGUACCGCUACUUUGUAUUCCAUGGCCCGCUUUGCCGACGUUGUUGAUCCUGUCACCGAGGACUUCGAGGGCUCCUCCAUCGCGUACAUGGUCGACGCCGUCGGCAUCUCCAUCGGUGCCGUCCUUGGCACCUCCCCGGUAACAGCAUAUAUCGAGUCCGGCGCCGGAAUAUCCGAGGGCGGUAAGACUGGGCUGACGGCCAUGGUUACCGGAAUCUGCUUCUUCAUCUCCAUCUUCUUCGCGCCCAUCUUCGCGUCCAUCCCGCCCUGGGCUACGGGUUGCGUGCUCAUUCUCGUCGGAAGCAUGAUGAUCAAGUCCGUCACCGAGAUCAACUGGACGUACAUGGGCGAUGCCGUCCCGGCGUUCAUCACGAUCAUGCUUAUGCCGUUUACGUACUCCAUCGCCAACGGCCUCGUUGGUGGAGUAUGCUCCUACAUCCUUAUCAACACCAUCAUCUGGCUCGUCGAAAAAGCUUCAGGCGGCCGCAUCGUCCCGCACAACAAGGCCGAGAAGGAUCCCUGGACGUGGCGCGUCCCCGGUGGUGUCCUGCCGCCGUGGACGGUAAGGCUGGCCAAUGGGAAGAAGGACUUUUGGCGCGAGGAUACUAAACUCCACCAUGAUGUGCCGGUUGAGGGCGAGUCGGCAUCCGCUGGGUCGGAUGGCUUGGUGCACGCGCAUGCUGGUGUGAAGCAUGAGAAGGUCGGCAAGGAGUUUGAUGACAGUCCUGAUUCUGUUAACCACGGGUCGAACGUCGAUAAGUCCAAUGAGAUCAUGCCCGAGAAGAUGAGCUAG